Molecule: messenger RNA, 3270 nt
Organism: Sturnus vulgaris (Common starling)
Lineage: Eukaryota; Metazoa; Chordata; Aves; Passeriformes; Sturnidae
Source: RefSeq, a predicted model, not a curated record
CCCCUCGGCACUAGCAGCGCGUUUGUUCUGGCUUCCCUCUUAAUGUGGUGCCAGUCACGUCAGAAGGAUGAGGAAGAUCCGUGUGUCCAACCUGUCAGGGCUGUGAGCAUUGCACAGCGGUUUGGGAGCCAGAACGGCAGAGCAGGAUCUCAGCUAGUGCGCCUCGGGCAGCGUUUGCUAUUAUCUCUCGGAACCACUUUUCUUCUUUAGACUCUUGUUCUAAUUUCUUUUAGCAGUUGUCAUCCUGCUCUGGGAGAAGCGCAGGUAAUGUCACGCUGCAUCCCACUGGCCCGAACAGUCUGUUCUUUCGGCCUCUGAGUAUUAACACAAUUGUAGCCACCAGAAAUUUCUGAAACCGAUUUGCCUUCUGUGAGUCACAAAAUGUUCACCUGUGCUUUAACCUGCUCAAUAUAAAGGCUGACUAUUAAGAGGGAGGGGAUGCUCAUGCAUGAUUUCAUUGUAAUGCUAUUAAAGGGAACAUCUGGGGAAGGAAGUGUGGUACCUCAACUUCUAAUUGAACCUAUUUCAUAAACAAGGUGCAGGGCUAGAUGUACCAAUUAGGGUAGAGUUAUGUCAGAUCCUGCAUAUUAUAAUUAGUCACGGUACUAGAGGCCAGUUUGUGCAUUGUUAGAAGAUUUUUGUUGAAGAAUUUUCAAUUAUCUUUCAAAUUUUCGGAAAUUGAGGGAACCAUUUUAUAUUUGUGUCAGGAAUCAAGUCAAUUUAGAAAUGACUGCUGGUAAUGUUACUGUGAAGCACUUUUGUUCUUGGUGCUUGUGGAAUUUGAAGGAAAGUAGUCUCCCAGUUCUCCAUUUUGAAAACCUGUGCAGGGUGCUCCAAGCAGAAAUAGAGGAAGAAGAAAGCUGUACUCUUGGGAAGAUGAAACUUCUUUCGGGAAUUCAUUCUAAUGCACUGGCAUAUUCCAUGACUACCUUAGGUGCUGGAAUGAUGAACAGCAUUUUUAACUUCUACUAUGUUAAGCUUUUCCUAAACCGAUACCAAAUUUCAGAAACAGCAUUUCAUGUAGCACAGGUUGUGUUCAUGAUCUGGAACGCCAUCAACGAUCCCCUGUUCGGCUACAUCCAGGACACCUCCAGGCUGGAGUGCUGCGCGAGGCGCCAGGUCUCGAUUUUGUACGGAGCCCCUUUGUACGGCCUGGCCUUCCUGCUGCCCUGGUUCCCCUGGAGGCACUACGAGGAGGGGGACUGGCUGUGUGGCCUGCACCUCAUCGUCGCGCUGUGCGCCUUCGACGGGCUGCUGACCUUCGUGCUCCUGGCGCAGUGCGCGCUCUUCGCCGAGAGCUCCAGCGGCCACCACGGCAGGCUCCGGCUCAUCAAGUACAACCAAGUGGCGACGCUGAUGGCGUCCACGAGCGUUCUGUUCUGCGGGCUUGUGUCUGAUAACAUGGAAAAGUUCGCUUAUUUUCAGGCUUUCGCUGUGUUGAUCGCGGCGCUGGCGACAGCCUGUAUGUGCUGCACGGGUAAAUACAGCACGAGUCAGUACGAGCAGAGAGAAAUUCAUACGGAGGAUGCUAAUCUGGAAAACAGUGAUGGAGCUUUCUCCUUGGCCUCGGUAGUUUCAUUGACCAAACAGAUCAUGACAGAGAAGAAUUUUCUAUGUUUUGUAACAAUGAACUUCUUCCAAGUCUUCCACUUAGCCUUCUACAACAAUUUUAUGAUGAUCUUUGCAGAUAAUCUUAUUCCUAAGGAUAUCCUUUCUUCCUCAGUAAGAAGUAUCAUGUAUGGAGCAGGUUUUAUUUGUCCUCAGUGCCUUGUUCUUCUCAGUCAUGCUUCGUUGAAGAAGUUUGGUUAUUACAGAAUCAUCAUGUUUUCAUUUUACUAUGAAGGAGUAGCUGCUGCUGUCAUGUGCCUUCUAGGGCAAGAACACUAUUACCUGCUGGCAUUUUAUGUUACAACAAACAUGGUAAUUGUGCAAGCUUCAUUUAGCCUGUUCAAUUUGCCUUUGGCAGAUAUUAUUGAUGCAGAUUUAAUAAAGCACAAGAGGAGAUUACCACUUUCCUCUAUGGUUUUUGGUACCAAUGCUUUAUUUACCAAGCCUGCCCAAUCUUUGGCUCCAAUGAUUGUUGUUAAAAUACUAAAUCAUUAUGGAUAUUAUAACCUGAAUAAUGUACCUGGUCAUCCUGAUAUAAGCAGCUUGUUUUUAGAUCUCCAUGAUGCCAUGUUCUACCUGGUCUGUUUGGUUCCCCUCUGCAUUGCAGUCCUACAGAUCCUGAUCUGGACUCCCUUUUCCAUCCAGAACAGCCACCUGGCAGCUCCACAGUAAAUAUGGAACCAGUGCUCAGUGCAUCUCCUGCUGAACCACAGGAGAGUUCAGUAAGUUUUUAAUGUGAAAAAGCAAAACUAUAAGAUGAAACACAGUUUGAGCUGUUUCAGUAAAGCUGUGUUUUCAGUCUCUAUAGACCGAGUCACAUUCAGCCUUAAUGCUGAGCCUACACAAGUUUUCCCUAGUUCAGUUGCUUUCUGUUAAUGGGUUUCAUCCUUAAUUACUUAAUUUAAAGUAAUUUCUGGUAUAUAAUAAUUCCUGUUAAUUUAUUAGAAGAAAGGAUAUGGCAGAUCAGGGAAAGGGAUCCUAACCCAGCACCUGGAAUUCAAGGGAACUGUCUUUUCUGAAGCUUACUGGUGGAUUAAUUUUGCCAUACUAAUAAAAUGGCAGAUCUCUGAAGUUAAUCUGGAAGAUCCCAGUGGACAUCUCUCAUGGAUGGCAAGGAGAUGAAGAGAAAAGUUUAGAUGGUGUCUAGCUGGCCAGUAUCAAGACAAAUCUGACAGCUACCAUGGCAAGAGCCAAGAGUAAUUAACUACCCUGUGAAAGGCCGUGUGAGGCUAAAGAAGAAAAGGAUUCAGAUGCUGUUCAGUGUUGCUCAAUGUGGAAAAAGCUCCAUAAGUCCUCACUGGCUUUCCAAAUCGCUGGUUCGUGGAAGGUCAGUGCAGUUUUCUGACUUUAAAUGGGAAUAUAAUUUUGAAGGUAUUAAUUCUACAGUGCUUCAUGCAGAAUGUCAUUGUGGCAAGGACAGCAUUAGUCUGUGGAUGUAGGGUUCAGCUCUUGGACAAAUGUAAGCACACACAGAUACUAAAUCAAGCUCGACCUGUUCAGUGGUGUUACAUUGACAAACUCAUUUGCUGUGUGACAAUUUAAGUUAAUUUCUGAAUCAUCCAGUUAAAGUUAGUUAAUUUCUGAUUAAUUCUUAUCAGUUAAGAUUUUUAAUGAAUCCUGUGAUUUUUAUAAAAUAAAGGGGUUUUGACAAAAUUUCAGAAA